AUGACCUACAGCUUCCAGAGCCAGACGGAGUCACUCUCAAUCACAAGUCCCGAGAUCGAGAGGAAGACCUCCCUCCCCAGCCAGGCUAGGCCCUGCAGUCAGAGUCCCCAGCUGCUGGGCCUCCCCCAGGUCACAAGUGAGUCAAUGUUAGAGCGAUUCACAGGCCUCACAAAGAACCUCUCAACAAACACAACCUCACAAAGAACCUCUCAACAAACAACCUCACAAGAACCUCUCAACAAACACAGCCUCACAAAGAACCUCUCAUCACAAAGAACCUCUCAACAAACACAGCCUCUGAACCUCUCAACAAACACAGCCUCACAAAGAACCUCUCAACAAACACAGCCUCACAAGAACCUCUCAACAAACACAGCCUCCCCUCCACACAAGAACCCAUCAACAAACACAGCCUCCAAACACUCUCUCAACAAACACAGCCUCACAAGACCUCAACAAACACAGCCUCUGAAAGAACCCAUCAACAAACACAGCCUCACACAAGAACCAUCAACAAACACAGCCUCACACAGAAUCAUCCAACAAACACAGCCUCACACAGAACCCAUCCUUCAAACCAGCCUCACAGAACCUCUCAACAAACACAACCUCACAAAGAACCUCUCAACAAACACAGCCUCACAAAGAACCUCUCAACAAACACAACCUCACAAAGAACCUCUCAACAAACACAACCUCACAAAGAACCUCUCAACAAACACAGCCUCACAAAGAACCUCUCAACAAACACAGCCUCACAAAGAACCUCUCAACAAACACAACCUCACAAAGAACCUCUCAACAAACACAACCUCACAAAGAACCUCUCAACAAACACAGCCUCACAAAGAACCUCUCAACAAACACAGCCUCACAAAGAACCUCUCAACAAACACAGCCUCACAAAGAACCUCUCAACAAACACAGCCUCACAAAGAACCUCUCAACAAACACAGCCUCACAAAGAACCUCUCAACAAAGACUUCAUGA
Molecule: messenger RNA, 990 nt
Organism: Homarus americanus (American lobster)
Lineage: Eukaryota; Metazoa; Arthropoda; Malacostraca; Decapoda; Nephropidae
Product: transcription activator MSS11-like
Exons: 2
Coding region: 1-990 (329 amino acids)
Source: RefSeq, a predicted model, not a curated record